UCCACCACCCUACAUAACUUUAUUAUUCUCUUCUUACAGAUUUUCAAUCGUGCACCAUGAAUAAGAAGUCACAUAAGAAGAAGCAAAAGAAACGAGGUAAACACGAAGUUCGUAACAAGGAAAACGUAAUAGAAGUGAAAGAAGAUGUGAAAGUUAAGGAAGUCAUUGAAAAUGAGAAAGAAGGAAAUGAGAAAGAGAAUGCCAAAGAAGAGAAGAAACUCUGUUAUGAAAUCAAGCACUCCGAUGUCAUGGGAAGGUACAUAGUAGCGAGCCGCGACAUAAAAGCCGGGGAGGUGAUCAUAGAGGCUCCAGCACUAGCCGUGGGCCCCUGCAGCGGCUGCAACAUCAUAUGCCUUGGCUGCUACCGGGAGCUGGAUGAGAAGAACUUGUCCAAAUGUGCCGGUUGUACCUGGCCGCUCUGCUGCAGCACGUGUCCCGGGCUGGGCAAGUACACCGGCCACUCCACGUACGAGUGCGAAGCGCUGAAGCAAGCAACGCCGAGCUACGACAAUAUGGAGGACCUUAAGGAUUCCUAUAACGCUCUCAUGCCAUUGAGAUGCCUACUUCAAAAAAGCGCGGAUCCCGAGAAAUGGGAGGAGAUAAUGUCGAUGGAGGCUCACAACGAGCUGCGGCGUGCGAGGGGGGACAUCUUCCCCAUGAACGAGAGGACCGUGCUGCAACGGCUCAAGGGUUGGGGCUUCACGUUCGAUGAUGAAGAGGUCCACACCGUUUGUGGGGUGUUGGAAGUGAACGCGUUCGAGGUGGGCGGCAGCGGGGCGGUAGCGCGCGCGCUGUACGGCGGCGCGAGCCUGCUGGCGCACGACUGCACGCCCAGCACCACGCACACGGACGCGGAGCGCGCGCCCGCCCGCCCGCUCACCGUGCGCGCCGCGCUGCCGCACCGCGCCGGCGACACCAUCACGCUCUGCUACGCGUACACGCUGCAGGGCACACUCAAACGGCGGGAGCACAUCCGCCUCAGCAAGUUCUUCGACUGCGCGUGUGCGCGGUGCCGCGACCCGACGGAGCUGGGCACUCGGGCGAGCGCGCUGCGCUGCCCGCGCUGCGCCGGCCGCGUGCUCAGUGUGGCGCCGCUCGAGCCCACCAGCGACUGGCGCUGUGACGCCUGCCCGUACACGGUGGGCGCUAAUGCCGUGCAGGCUACGCUUAAGAGACUAACAGACGAACUAGAACAGAUAGACGCAAACGACGUGGAGGGCUUCGAGCGGUACCUGACCAAGUACCGUUCGACCCUGCACUCGAACCACUACCUGCGUCUAUCGGCGUUACACUCACUGAGCCAGCUGUACGGCAAGCUGGCGCGCUACAUGAUCCACGAGCUGCCCGAGCGCCUGCUGCAGCGCAAGCUCGACAUCUGCAGAGACCUCAUGCGGGUGUUCGAUGUCAUCGAGCCUGGGUACUCGAGGCUUAGGGGUAUCACUCUGUACGAACUGCACGCGCCACUAAUGGUGCUCACCACCAGGGAAUUUGAGAAGAAGGCCAUCUCCAAGGAAAACCUUCGGAAUCGGUUAAAAGAGAUUGUUAGUUAUUUAACAGAAUCCGCAUUAAUUCUCGGCUUUGAACCGAGCCAAUCUCCUGAAGGUCUAAUGGCGUCGGCAGCAAGAGACGCGCUAAAGAAAAUCAAAACAUGGGAACAAAUUAUUGGAAAAAUCUCAUAAUAUUUAGAAUAUUCUAGAAUUACGCCGCGUGUCCAUUACAGCCAUAAGAGGUGCAAUACCGUCGAUAGUCGAUACUUGGCUUUAUAUUGUUUGUGAUAUUAACAUUACUUUUUGUUGUUUUUAUGUAAUAAAUAAUGGUUAUUUUAUUUAUUUAUAAUAUUUAUUUUUAUCUGAAAUCGGUUUAAGUGUCCUUAUGAGCUACUUUUUUGUUGUCUUGUAUCCGUUCAGUUAAUGUUUAAUGUUAACGUUAAUUUUACUGUUAAUGUUAAUAUUUAUAAUAAGUUAUAAAAACUCGUCAGUAUACGAAAUGUUGUGUUAUAGGAAGUUGCAUAUAUUUUUAAUAUCAAUAAUUCAAUUUUUUUUUCAUUUUUUCCUGCAUCUUAAAUUCAAUUAGCAGUUAUUCCUUACGAAAAGACAACCAAAAGUGAAUUUUAUAAUAAAAUUGUAUUAAACAUACGCAUUCUAUUUUAAUAAUUUAAUACCAUAAAUGUUUUGUUGUACUUAUUUUUUAAUAAAA
This is a messenger RNA of Colias croceus (clouded yellow), 2196 nucleotides long. RefSeq names its product SET domain-containing protein SmydA-8 (gene SmydA-4). Bases 57 to 1679 code for a protein of 540 amino acids. NCBI's taxonomy places the organism in Eukaryota, Metazoa, Arthropoda, Insecta, Lepidoptera, Pieridae. The transcript is spliced from 10 exons. The record is from RefSeq and is a predicted model, not a curated record.